UUUCUUUGAAUUUCAGCGUGUAGGUAGGACUGCUUUAGACACUGCACCGCGAAUCGCGGGGCGUGGGUUAACGUUAGCAUGAUUUGUACUAGUCACAGUCUAUGGUACUAGUACUAACGUUAGUUUACAUGAUAUCCGACUUGCUUGUUAUUGUUGCUAUUCAGUCUGAAGAACGACUUUCUAGCAUUUUCCGUAGAGUUUGAUACAUUGUUUCGUUUUAACUGGGUACUAUUAGUUGAACAUGAAAAGAAAAUCAUUCGAAAAGUCUGCCCAUGUUGUCGCAUGGAUUAACAAAGCAGAGUGGGACCAGAUUCUUGAAUAUUUGUACUCGAAGGAUUGUGCUUUACAAAAAUUUGCAUUGCACAGAAUCUCUGCGUGGAAAGGCAGGUUUGGAAAUAGUACUCCUGUAGCUGUGGAAAGCACUGCAGACCUGGUGCGAUGUCAGGUACUUGAUCGUUCAGGACACCUAGAAACAGAUGAUCUGGUCCUGCUCUACGGAACAGCGCUUGUAAGGUUUGUUAAUUUAAUCACUGAAAGGAAACAGAGGAAAGUAGCUGCUCCUCUGAGACGUUUGGCCAAUAAGCUGAACAUUCCUGAGUGGAUUGUCAAUCUCAGGCAUGACAUAACUCACCGCAGGCUCCCCACCUUAAAAUGGUGCCGUAAAGGAUGUCAGUUUGUUCUUGAGUGGCUACAGCAGGAAUACUGGUCCAGGCAGCUGGGUAGCCAACUUGCUGAACACUGGGACUCCGAGUCAGAGUCUGAAGAGGAACAAGAUGAGGAUGGGCUUGGGCAGGAAGAUGAGUUCACUGUGAGACAAAGAAAAAGAGAAGCCCACCAAAAAGCCAGAAAAUUGCUGAUUUCCUAUGAGAAAGAACAGUUUCAGGCCUUUGAUGGACUGCACAAAGAGAACAAAUCCAAGCAGGCAUGGUUCAAUCGUUCCUCAGACCUGGGCGGGAUCCUCAUUCAAAUUAAAGCCUUUCCGGUGGACUCCAGUGAUGUUCUGAUGGAUGUGUUGCUUUCGGACGGAUUUUUGGUCCCCACUGCAGAGCAGCUGGAGUCCCUGGACAUUGAUUCUAUCGAUGGCGACGGCGACCCCGCGACCCCCUGCAUCCCCCUGGUCUUCCUGCGGUUCUGGCUGCCGCUGCUGAAGACCCUCGCGUCCCAGGCCUUCGUCCAGGUCUUCGUGGAGAGGCUGUUCAUGGAGCUGCAGCUGUCGGAAGAGACCUCCCGGCACAGGACUCACUACAUCGCUGGAUGGAUCUCCGAGAUCUUGGAUUGCAACCGUCACAGUCACAGAGAAAGGAAUCCGAAUGAAUCGAAAUGUCAGAGGAAGGCAAGGCUCAAAGACAAGAUUUUUGUGAAGCCCGUACCACUGCCAUGGCAGAAGCUUUUAACAGUCUGCCUGCAAGCACCAUGUGUGGCCACGCCACACCUCCUCCAGCAGAUCCUGGUGGACAUGGAGCCUCCCUUACCACAGGACACCCAGCAGAAGCUCCACCGCCUGUGCUGCAUCUACACGCAGGGCGGCGACCCCGGCCGCUCCCCCGACGGGGGGCGGAGGGACACGCCCGUCUACACGCUGGAAGGCCUGCGCAAGAGGAUGCGGCGGGAGUCGGAGCGCGCCGGCGGCGACCCCUCCCUCGGCGCGGGGCCCCGCCCGCCCCAGUCCCUGCCCCAGCUCCCUUCGGAGGAAGUGGCCGAGGACCUCCAGGAGAAGCUGAGCCCCAACGUCCUGCUGGAGAGGGCAGCCGCCCUCCGGGGCUCGCCCUGGCAGGUGUGCGCAGACAACGUGAAGUGGAAGGACUUCCCCCUGGGGAAGGUGCCGGGGCAGUCCGAGGACCCCUCUUGCCUGAUGGUGGACAGCUACUCCACCCUGUCGGUGCUCGACCAGCACUUGGACCUGGACAAGUCUGCCCAGCACAGCGUGUACACAUGCACCCCCGGACCUCACCGACCUGGCUCAGAUGGCCCACUCUGGACACACAGCGACCUCAGCAAACUCAAGUCUGGCCUACAGUUGUUUUGAAUGGCAGCUUUGUCACUUUAUCGCACAUUUUUAAAUCCUCAUUUUUGUGUCCGGCUUGGCUAUCCAGAGAUGUACUUCAAGAAAACUGUUGAAGACAGGCCUUUAGUUUGCAUUUACAGUAGUGACUAAUUGUUAAUAUACAUUUUUUUUGUGAAAUAACUUCUUUUGUGUAAUUCAAGAGGGCUGUUGGAAAGAAACAGGUGUAGUUGUGUAAAAAUAAAUAAAUUGAGGGUGCUGUAAAGAAAAAACACAACAUCGCUGUAUUGUUGAAGCUAUAAUAAUUCACAAAUUCAUACAGUUGAACAGUUUUAUCCAAGCUAUUGUUGCAGGGUAAUAAAUGUUAUCUUUCUCCUAGUAGUAA
Messenger RNA from Anguilla rostrata (American eel), 2387 nucleotides. It is a transcript of the gene las1l, whose product is annotated as LAS1 like ribosome biogenesis factor. Gene Ontology annotation, cellular component: Las1 complex; preribosome, large subunit precursor. Gene Ontology annotation, biological process: maturation of LSU-rRNA; maturation of 5.8S rRNA. Gene Ontology annotation, molecular function: endonuclease activity. Bases 242 to 2026 code for a protein of 594 amino acids. The transcript is spliced from 13 exons. The record is from RefSeq and is a predicted model, not a curated record. Lineage: Eukaryota; Metazoa; Chordata; Actinopteri; Anguilliformes; Anguillidae.